Molecule: messenger RNA, 612 nt
Organism: Microplitis mediator
Lineage: Eukaryota; Metazoa; Arthropoda; Insecta; Hymenoptera; Braconidae
Exons: 1
Coding region: 1-612 (203 amino acids)
Source: RefSeq, a predicted model, not a curated record
AUGCUGAUAGAUUAUUUUAAAUUGAACGAACGAAGCGCGGAAGCUAGACAAUAUACAUAUAGCGAAAUUCCACACCAUUACGUUUUUAAAAAAAUAGAUGAUACCAAUAACUACAGUUGGCAACCACGUCGAAAACAUUCUAAUGUAAUUGGUCGUAUGUAUUCAAUUAGCCCAGCUCAAACAGAAUUAUUUCAUCUUCGGCUUUUACUUGUCAAUGUCAAGGGUGCAAUAAGUUAUGAAGGAAUCAGAACAGUCAAUGGAGAAGUAUUUGAUACUUUCACAAAUGCGUGUUUAGCGUUAGGAUUAAUAGAAGAUGAUCAAGAAUGGAAGCGUACAAUGAGUGAAGCUGUAGUAUGGAUGAUGCCACGACAGUUACGAUGUUUAUUUGUACGUAUAUUAAUCCAUUGUCAACCUCUUUAUCCCGAAGAACUAUGGGAACAAUUUAAAGAACAGAUGUCCGAAGAUUUCUAUAGUCGCUUCCGUGUAGACGGUGGUAAUCGAAAAGCAUAUAGGUUCAUAAAUUUUAUGCUUAACAAAGAAGGUGUUAGUCUCUCAAAUUUUCCGAAAAUGCCUCAAAUAGAUGAAACGGAUGAUAUUCCUGAUGACUUUUAA